Molecule: messenger RNA, 4531 nt
Organism: Orycteropus afer afer
Lineage: Eukaryota; Metazoa; Chordata; Mammalia; Tubulidentata; Orycteropodidae
Source: RefSeq, a predicted model, not a curated record
CUCUCCGCUCCUCUCGGCUCCGCGAUGGGAAAAGUUGGCGCCGGCGGCGGCUCCCCAGCCGGGCUGAGCGCGCUUCUCGCUGGUGCGGGGCUCUUGGUCCUCUGGGCCCCGGGCGCCUGCGGCGGCGGCUCCUGCUGCCCCUCGCCGCACCCCGGCUCGUCUCCGCACUGGGCCCCAACCCCAGGGGGCUUCCCUCCCAAGGGGCCGCGAAGCAAGGCUCCUGCCACGCCCCUACCCUUCCUUGGGCGCCCCCUGUUCGUAGUGGCCCCCGGGGACAGAGCGCUUGCCCUGGAGCGAGCCCGGGGCACCGCGUUGUCCGUGGAGGGUGCUACGCGUUCGGGCCGAAAGAGACGGAGCGGAGCGGAUCCGGAGCUGGCUGAACGCGGAGAAGCAGCGAGUAAGAGUCCCCGGGGAGCGCUCGGGGACGGAGGGCAGCAGGAACCUGCGAGUCAGGAGCGGGAUCCGGACAAAGCUACCCGCUUCCGGACGGAGGAGCUGAGACUGACCAGCACCACGUUUGCGCUGACCGGCGACUCGGCGCACAACCAAGCCAUGGUCCACUGGUCUGGCCACAACAGCAGCGUGAUUCUCAUUUUGACGAAGCUCUAUGACUACAACCUGGGGAGCAUCACUGAGAGCUCGCUGUGGAGGUCAACUGAUUAUGGGACAACCUAUGAGAAGCUGAAUGAUAAAGUUGGGUUGAAGACAAUUCUGAGCUAUCUGUAUGUCUGUCCUACCAACAAGCGGAAGAUUAUGUUACUCACAGAUCCGGAGAUUGAGAGCAGCUUGUUGAUCAGCUCAGACGAAGGAGCAACCUAUCAAAAGUACCGGCUGAACUUCUACAUCCAGAGCUUGCUUUUCCACCCCAAGCAAGAAGACUGGAUUCUGGCCUACAGUCAGGACCAAAAGUUAUACAGCUCUGCUGAAUUUGGCAGGAGGUGGCAGCUUAUCCAGGAAGGGGUCGUACCGAACCGAUUUUACUGGUCUGUGAUGGGGUCGAACAAGGAGCCAGACCUUGUGCAUCUCGAGGCCAGAACUGUGGAUGGCCAUUCCCAAUACCUAACUUGCCGAAUGCAAAACUGCACAGAGGCCAACAGAAAUAAACCUUUCCCGGGCUACAUUGACCCAGACUCUUUGAUUGUCCAGGAUGAUUACGUGUUCGUUCAGCUGACAUCAGGAGGACGGCCACAUUACUACGUGUCUUACCGAAGGAAUGUAUUUGCCCAAAUGAAGCUGCCCAAAUAUGCUUUGCCCAAGGACAUGCAUGUCAUCAGCACGGAUGAGAAUCAAGUGUUUGCAGCUGUUCAAGAAUGGAACCAGAAUGAUACAUACAACCUCUAUAUCUCAGAUACCCGUGGUGUCUACUUCACCCUGGCUUUGGAAAAUGUCCAGAGCAGCAGAGGCCCCGAGGGCAACGUCAUGAUAGACCUUUAUGAGGUAGCAGGGAUAAAGGGAAUGUUCUUGGCUAACAAGAAGAUUGACAACCAAGUGAAGACUUUCAUCACAUAUAACAAAGGCAGAGACUGGCGUUUGCUGCAGGCACCAGACACGGAUCUAAGGGGGGACCCUGUGCACUGCUUGCUGCCCUACUGUUCACUCCACCUCCAUCUGAAGGUCUCAGAGAAUCCCUACACAUCAGGGAUCAUUGCCAGUCGAGACACAGCUCCAAGCAUCAUAGUGGCUUCAGGUAACAUAGGCUCCGAAUUGUCAGACAGUGAUAUCAGCAUGUUUGUCUCUUCAGAUGCAGGAAACACUUGGAGGCAGAUAUUUGAAGAAGAGCACAGUGUUUUGUACCUGGAUCAAGGUGGAGUCCUGGUUGCUAUGAAACACACAUCUCUCCCGAUUCGACAUCUCUGGUUGAGUUUUGAUGAAGGGAGAUCUUGGAGCAAAUACAGCUUCACAUCUAUUCCACUUUUUGUGGAUGGGGUUCUGGGUGAGCCUGGGGAGGAGACACUAAUCAUGACAGUGUUUGGACACUUCAGCCACCGCUCUGAAUGGCAGCUGGUCAAGGUGGACUACAAGUCCAUUUUCGAUAGACGAUGUGCCGAGGAGGACUACAGACCCUGGCAGCUGCACAGCCAGGGGGAGGCAUGCAUCAUGGGAGCAAAAAGGAUAUAUAAGAAGCGAAAAUCAGAGCGGAAAUGUAUGCAAGGAAAAUAUGCAGGAGCUAUGGAAUCUGAACCCUGUGUCUGCACGGAGGCUGAUUUUGACUGCGACUAUGGUUAUGAGCGACACAGCAAUGGUCAGUGCCUGCCAGCAUUUUGGUUCAAUCCAUCCUCCCUAUCAAAGGAUUGCAGCUUGGGCCAGAGUUACCUCAAUAGUACUGGUUAUAGGAAGGUGGUUUCCAAUAACUGCACUGAUGGAGUAAGAGAACAGUAUACUGCCAAACCACAGAAGUGUCCAGGGAAGGCCCCACGGGGGCUCCGGAUCGUCACUGCUGAUGGAAAGCUGACUGCAGAACAAGGGCACAAUGUCACUCUCAUGGUGCAUCUAGAGGAGGGCGACGUGCAGAGGACACUUAUCCAAGUGGACUUUGGUGAUGGCAUUGCAGUGUCUUACGUCAACCUCAGCUCCAUGGAAGAUGGCAUCAAACAUGUCUAUCAGAAUGUGGGCAUUUUCCGAGUGACCGUGCAGGUGGACAACAGUCUGGGGUCUGACAACGCCGUCCUGUACUUACAUGUAACUUGUCCCCUGGAGCACGUGCACCUGUCUCUUCCUUUUGUCACCACAAAGAACAAAGAGGUCAACGCAACUGCAGUGCUAUGGCCCAGCCAAGUGGGAACCCUCACUUAUGUGUGGUGGAAAGGAAACAACACGGAGCCCCUGAUCACCUUGGAGGGAAGCAUAUCAGUUAAGUUUCUCUCUGAAGGGAUGAACACCAUCACAGUGCAGGUCUCUGCUGGGAAUGCCAUCCUGCAGGACACGAAGACCAUUGCGGUGUAUGAGGAAUUCCGGUCCCUUCGCCUGUCCUUUUCUCCAAACCUAGACGACUACAACCCAGACAUCCCUGAGUGGAGGCGGGACAUCAGCCGAGUCAUCAGAAAAUCCCUGGUGGAAGCGACAGGGGUCCCAGACCAGCACAUCUUGGUGGCAGUGCUUCCUGGUCUGCCCACUGCUGCGGAGGUCUUUGUCUUACCAUAUCAGGACCCGGCAGGAGAAAGCAAAAGGUCGGCCGAGGACUUGGAGCAGAUAUCAGAACUACUGAUCCACAAGCUCAAUCAAAACUUGGUGCACUUUGAGCUGAAGCCCGGGGUCCAAAUCCUUGUCCACGCAGCUCACUUAACAGCAGCCCCACUGGUGGACCUCACUCCAACCCACAGUGGAUCAGCCAUGCUGAUGCUGCUCUCAGUGGUGUUUGUGGGGCUGGCAGUGUUCAUCAUCUACAAGUUCAAAAGGAGAGUAGCUUUACCCUCCCCUCCCUCCCCUUCUACUCAACCGGGUGACUCAUCUCUCCGAUUGCAAAGAGCAAGACACGCCACUCCACCUUCAACGCCAAAGCGGGGAUCUGCUGGGCCACACUUUGCAAUUUAAGGAAAGCCCCCAAAGGCUACGGGCGACCUACUGAUCAGGAGAGAAUUUCGCUCUUGUCAAGUGCACCAACCUUCAUGACAACUAACUUUAUGUUUUUUUUUUUUUUUUUUCCUUUUCUUUCCUUUGUUGUUCUGUUUCCUAUUUUGCCAGGAAGUAUUUCCAUAGUUGCUGAGAAUCAAAGCACAAAAGAAAUCCCUACCUAUGUAAAUGUUUGAAUGGAGGACGCCAGUAAAAAAAAAAAAAUAAUAAUAAUAAUAAAAUAAAAACAAUCAAAAUCCAAAAACAAACAAACAAACACUCACUGCAUCGGGACUUUUUAAUUCUUCAGACACAGACAACAAGGGUUUUUAGCUUUAAGCCUGUGCAUGUGGACAAUAACUUGAGAACAUGUUCGGAGGGGCAGUGUACAGGUGCUCUCUUUUAUUGGAAAACACUCCCCUCCCCAUUUCUUCUUCUCUCUCUUUUUUCUGAUCGGUCGUGUUUGUAGAAAAUUCAUAACUAUAUUAUAGGCCAAGGAAAUCUGCAUGAGUUUUUGGAAAUACUCUUGGCUCUAGAUUUAACAGCUAUUUUAGCACUACUGGCUAAUGGGUGGAUUAGCUGCCCUAGCUCAUUUCGUAAGACAUGAAGACAUGCACAGGAGUAUGAAACCCUGAGCUGUUUCUCUGGUCCAAUUCCCUUAUUGCCAUUUCCCUCGCAAGCUGACUUGACUUUGGUAGCUCUGGUGGUCAGGAGUGGCCACAGGCUACAUUCUGUAUAAUGUGCAGCCACAGGGACAAAGAAGGGAGGUGGAAAUCCAUGUCUGCAGGUCGAACAGGAAGGUAGAAAGGAGGGCAGACAGACAGGGAGGCAAGCAUGUCAGCUAAUGGACCUUUGUUACCUGUUCGUCUCUUCCCAUGUGGCUGCUUCCCCUUGCAGCUUUCCCUACUUCUUCCCCAACUUAUGUAGAAAAUGGAAUCCCAUUACCCAUUGUCUUGCCAUUCCAUUUUGCCAUCCAUGUGUG